Messenger RNA from Trichomonas vaginalis G3, 864 nucleotides. RefSeq lists its product as uncharacterized. Lineage: Eukaryota; Parabasalia; Trichomonadida; Trichomonadidae. The transcript has a single exon. The coding region runs from base 1 to 864 and encodes 287 amino acids. The record is from RefSeq and is a predicted model, not a curated record.
AUGUUUGUCCAAAUUUAUCGAUAUUGCCAAGAAACAAUGGAUACUACAUUGGAAUACAAGAUAACAAAUUAUCUUUAUGAGUUAUCUAAAGAUCAAGAGUUUCCUCAAGAAAGUCUUAUUGAAUUCGUUAGUCAUUUGAUUUCAAUUGCUCAUUCAAUUCCUAAAAAAGUAGUAGAAGAAGAAAAUAUUCCAGAAGUUGAACCAACAUUGUUUGUAGAAAACGAAUCCGGAUAUUCUUCAUCAUUUGAAGAACAAAGGCAUUAUAAUUCUAAGCUUAGAUUACUUUUCAUUUUAGUUCCUUUUGUUCAACAAGAGAAUUUCAUCGAUGAAAUGUUUAGUUUGUAUGAUGAAUUCUUUGGAUCAGAAUGUUCAGAUAUUUUAUCAACGGAUGAAACUCCACAGUUUGUUUAUGCCGCUAUUCGAUCAUCGUUAUUUGAUUUUGAAGAACAAUUCGAGAAAAUACAAAAAGUUACAGAAGACAUUAUUACAUUAGAAGAUCCUUCUAAUCAGAUAUUGUUUAUGAAUUCUAUUUUGAUGCUCAAGAAGAUUCCAGAAUCAUUGAUCCCUUAUUUCAAAGAGAAAGUUUCUUAUUAUUUCGAUGAUGAAGAAGGCUCUGCAUUCGAAAGUCAUGGUGAUCAACUCUUAGGAGCAAUGCUUAUUUCCAAUUCCAUUCUCCAAGGAAUAUUCACUCUUGAAGAAGCUUUGCAAAAACUUCAAUUAAUUUUCAUGUUCGAAAGUGAAGAAGAUGAUGAGAAAAAUAAGAAGCUUACGGAAUUAAGAAGAGGUUAUUCUAAUCUUCUUGUUAGAUCAGCUUAUUUACUCUCAAUCCCAAUUAUUGAGUUAAGUAAAAGCUUUGUUAAAUGA